ACCCCCAUUUUAAAAAGAAAUCGUCAGCGAUGACGCAUUGACGCUCUACAGCUCUUUCUGGUUUCACUCUCUUUAAUUUCCGGAGACUUUUUAAAAAAAAAUCUCGACCGUCCGAUUCGAGUUUUGCUGGUCAAGAGCUUCGAAAGCGAUCGUUAUAUUCGCACUUCUCUUAUAGAAUAUAAAAAGCACUUUUGCUAGAUUCCAGGGCUCUGUCGAUGCUCGGAUGCUUUCAUUCCGAACGAAAAAAAAAGAGGAAUUUAAGGAGAACCUGGAGCAGUGGAUUCCGUGCGAGAUUUGAGUCGGUUGGAGGAUUUGGAAGCGGAGUUUAGAGGUAUUGCUUUAUGAUGUCUAAAUAGGUGGUGAAUUGAACAGUGGUUAGAUGAUCUUCAAUAUUUAUGAAGGAAUAGACAAAUCAUACUUGCAAACAAGAAGAACCAAGUGAAAAUUCAAAUCUCAGUGGCAUUUUGCCAAAAAUCUCAUUUCAGUUGGAUGCCAUUGAGAUCAUAGAGACCUCCGAUACUGUAACCUCGGAGUUGUUUGUAUGACAAGAAGCAGUGAGUUUUUUGAAAGAAAAAAAUUGGCCCAAGUGAUGUGUCUGUAGAGAAAGUAAAUGGUAGAGAAGUGAUUCGAACUUGGGUCUUAAUAAAUGGCGUUUAAGCCACUGGUUUGGUACUGUCAGCCUGUGGAGAAUGGAUUCUGGUCGAAGGCAGUUGAGAAUGCCUUUGGCUCUUAUACACCCUGCGGCCUGGAUACUUUGGUGGUUUGCAUCUCCCAUUUGGUUCUUAUAUGUUUAUGUUGCUACCGGAUGUGGAGAAUCAGGAAGGACACUAGUGUCCAGAGAUUCCGUUUGAGGUCCCCUUACUACAAUUAUAUGUUGGGGCUGUUGACUGCUUAUUGUACUGCAGAGCCUUUGUUCAGGCUUGUCAUGGGCAUGUCGAUUGCAAAUCUGGACGGACAGACUAGCCUUGCUCCGUUUGAGAUAGUUUCUAUAAUCAUUAAGGCUUUUGCUUGGUGCUCUAUGCUGGUCAUGAUUGUUAUAGAAACAAAAGUCUACAUCCAUGAGUUCCGAUGGUAUGUUCGAUUUGGAGUCAUUUAUGUCUUGGUUGGGGAGGCUGUCAUGCUUAAUCUUGUCCUAUCCGUCAAAGAAUACUAUAACAAAUCUGUUCUUUAUCUGUACAUCAGCGAGAUUCUGUGCCAGAUUUUGUUUGGAAUCUUGUUGCUGUUUUAUGUUCCUAAUCUGGAUCCUUAUCCGGGUUACACCCCAAUCAUGAAUGAGGUGUCUAUUGACAACACAGAAUAUGAACAACUCCCAGGGGGAGAGCAGAUUUGUCCUGAGAGGCAUGUCAACAUAAUUUCUCAAAUAUUUUUUUCAUGGAUUACACCCCUCAUGGAGAAAGGAUCUAAAAAACCCAUCACUGAGAAGGAUGUUUGGAAACUAGACACAUGGGAUCAAACUGAGACAUUGUAUAACAGGUUUCAGAAAUGCUGGCUUGAAGAAACACGGAAGCCUAAACCAUGGUUAUUAAGGGCACUGCAUCGAAGUCUUGGGGGAAGAUUUUGGCUUGGCGGGCUUUUCAAGGUUGGCAAUGACAUUUCUCAGUUCGUGGGUCCAGUAGUUCUGAAUCUUCUCUUACAAGCUAUGCAACAAGGGGAUCCAUCUUGGAUUGGUUACAUCUGUGCCUUCUCAAUUUUUGCUGGAGUGUCGCUGGGAGUUCUAUGUGAAGCACAGUAUUUCCAGAACGUCAUGCGUGUUGGCUUCCGACUGCGGUCAACCUUGGUUGCUGCUGUGUUCCGUAAAUCCCUGAGGCUUACACAUGAGGGUCGCAGAAAGUUUGCAUCUGGGAAAAUAACCAACUUGAUGACAACAGAUGCUGAAGCACUUCAGCAAAUUUGCCAACAGCUUCACAGCUUAUGGUCAGCUCCAUUCCGUAUUAUUAUUUCUGUCGUUCUUCUGUACAAGCAGCUAGGGGUUGCUUCACUGAUAGGCUCAUUGAUGCUAGUCCUUUUGUUUCCCAUACAGACAUUUGUGAUAAGCAGAAUGCAAAAACUUUCCAAGGAGGGCUUGCUACGUACUGACAAGCGAAUAGGCCUUAUGAAUGAACUCUUGGCUGCCAUGGAUACUGUAAAAUGUUAUGCUUGGGAACAGAGCUUUCAAGCUAAAGUGCAAGUCAUUAGAAACGAUGAGCUUUCAUGGUUUCGAAAAUCACAACUGCUUGCAGCGUGCAAUAGUUUUAUCCUGAACAGCAUUCCUGUUGUGGUUACGGUGAUUUCAUUUGGGAUGUACAGUUUGCUUGGAGGGGAUUUAACACCUGCGAAGGCUUUCACGUCCCUUUCACUAUUUGCAGUGUUACGGUUCCCUCUGUUCAUGUUUCCUAAUUUGAUUACCCAGGUUGUAAAUGCACAGGUGUCAUUGAAACGUUUGGAAGAAUUAUUCCUAACUGAGGAGAGAAUUCUUUUGCCAAACCCACCUCUAGAGCCAGGCCUUCCAGCCAUCUCGAUCAAGGAUGGAUACUUUUCUUGGGAUACAAAGGCAGAGAAGCCCACAUUAUCAAACAUUAAUUUGGAUGUACCAGCUGGUAGCCUUGUUGCAGUUGUUGGUAGUACUGGAGAGGGAAAAACAUCAGUGAUAUCGGCAAUGCUUGGGGAACUACCUCCAAUGGCGGAUACCAAUACAAGUGUUUCUAUUCGUGGAACUGUAGCCUAUGUCCCACAAGUUUCAUGGAUCUUCAAUGCAACUGUGCGCGACAACAUAUUAUUUGGAUCCGUUUUCCAUCCAGCACGCUAUGAGAAGGCCAUAGAAGUGACUGCAUUAGCACAUGAUCUUGAGUUACUUCCAGGUGGUGAUCUCACAGAGAUCGGUGAAAGGGGAGUGAACAUUAGUGGUGGACAAAAGCAAAGAGUUUCCAUGGCUAGAGCCGUAUACUCCAACUCAGACGUGUACAUAUUUGAUGAUCCUUUGAGUGCUCUAGAUGCUCAUGUUGGUCGACAGGUUUUUGAUAAAUGCAUCAAGGAUGAACUGCGAGGAAAAACCCGUGUGCUUGUUACAAACCAGUUGCAUUUUCUUCCACAUGUUGACAAAAUUAUCCUGGUGCAUGAAGGUAUGGUGAAAGAGGAAGGAACCUUUGACGAGCUAACUAAUAGUGGUGCACUAUUUCAAAGAUUAAUGGAGAAUGCCGGGAAAUUGGAAGAACAAGAGGAAGAGAAGGAAGUAGGUGAAAACAAUGGGCCAAUGACUCAGAAACGUGUUGUUAAUGGAGAGCCUAUCAAGGAGGAUGGCUUGCUGACAAAUGCUACUGGUGGAAAGAAAGGGAAGGAAGGAAAAUCUGUUCUCAUCAAACAAGAGGAACGUGAAACGGGUGUUGUUAGUUGGAAGGUUCUUGCGAGGUAUAAAAAUGCGUUAGGCGGUGCUUGGGUGGUUGUGGUACUCUUUGGUUGCUACAUCCUAACUGAAGUUCUUCGAGUUAGCAGUAGCACAUGGUUAAGUGCUUGGACAGAUCAAAGCUCUACGAAAAGCCAUGGAUCUGGUUUCUAUACUCUGAUAUAUGCAGUUCUCUCUUUUUGUCAGGUACUAGUUACGUUGUUGAACUCUUUUUGGUUGAUCACUUCGAGUCUUUAUGCUGCCAGAAGGUUGCAUGAUGCCAUGCUUAACUCUAUAUUAAGAGUUCCAAUGUUAUUCUUCCAUACAAAUCCAAUUGGGCGGGUAAUCAACAGAUUUGCAAAGGAUCUUGGUGAUAUAGAUCGCAAUGUUGCUGUCAUUGUAAACAUGUUUAUGGGCCAAAUAGCACAGCUCCUUUCAACUUUUGUGUUGAUAGGCAUCGUGAGCACCGUCUCCCUAUGGGCAAUAAUGCCACUCCUGAUUUUGUUUUACACAGCCUAUCUAUAUUACCAGAGUACUGCCCGUGAAGUCAAACGAUUGGAUUCUAUAACUAGAUCUCCUGUCUAUGCCCAAUUUGGGGAAGCAUUAAAUGGACUAUCAACAAUCCGUGCAUAUAAAGCAUAUGAUAGAAUGUCUAACAUUAAUGGGAAUUCAAUGGACAAUAAUGUGAGAUAUACACUUGUGAACAUGAGUUCAAACCGCUGGCUAGGUAUUCGUUUGGAAGUAUUGGGAGGAAUCAUGAUCUGGUUAACAGCAACUUUCGCUGUCAUGCAAAACCAACGUGCUGAAAACCAGCAGGCAUUUGCAUCAACUAUGGGUCUACUUCUCUCUUAUGCAUUGAAUAUUACAAGCCUCUUGACAGCCGUUUUGCGACUUGCAAGUAUGGCUGAGAAUAGUCUGAAUGCUGUUGAGCGAGUGGGCACGUAUAUAGAGUUGCCUUCUGAAGCACCUGCUGUUAUCGAAAGCAACAGACCUCCACCAGGUUGGCCUUCAGCUGGGACUAUCAAAUUUGAGGAUGUUGUUCUGCGGUACAGGCCAGAGCUUCCUCCCGUUCUUCAUGGCUUGUCCUUUACAAUUUUGCCAAGUGAGAAGAUUGGAAUAGUUGGGAGGACCGGUGCUGGGAAAUCCAGCAUGCUCAAUGCUUUAUUUCGUAUUGUGGAACUGGAGAGAGGGAGGAUCUUCAUUGAUGAUUGUGAUGUUGCAAAAUUUGGUCUAGAAGAUUUGCGUAAAACUCUUGGGAUUAUACCGCAGUCACCUGUUCUGUUUUCAGGUACGGUCCGGUUUAAUCUCGAUCCAUUCAAUGAGCAUAAUGAUGCCGAUCUUUGGGAGGCAUUAGAGAGAGCACAUCUAAAGGACGUUAUCAGGAGGAACUCAUUGGGUCUUGAUGCUGAGGUUACUGAGGCCGGGGAGAAUUUCAGUGUUGGACAAAGGCAACUACUGAGUCUUGCUCGUGCACUUCUGCGUAGAUCAAAGAUUCUUGUCCUUGAUGAAGCAACAGCAGCCGUGGAUGUUCGAACUGAUGCUCUUAUACAGAAAACCAUAAGAGAGGAAUUCAAAUCUUGCACAAUGCUCAUUAUCGCCCAUCGUUUGAAUACAAUAAUCGACUGUGACAGGGUUCUUCUCCUCGAUGCUGGUCAGGUUCUAGAAUUCGACAGCCCAGAGGAUCUCCUAUUAAAUGAAGGAAGUGCUUUCUCCAAGAUGGUUCAGAGUACUGGAGCUGCCAACGCUCAAUACUUACGGGGCUUGGUUCUUGGGGACGGCGAGAGCAGAUCCAGGAGGGAAGAGAACAAGCACCCAGAUGGGCAGAGGAGAUGGCUGGCAUCUUCUCGCUGGGCAGCAGCAGCUCAGUUUGCGCUUGCUGUCAGCCUCACAUCAUCGCAUAACGACCUCCAACAGCUGGAGAUUGAAGAUGAGAACAGCAUUCUCAAGAAAACAAAGGAUGCUGUCAUCACCCUACAAGGUGUUUUGGAAGGGAAGCAUGACAAAGCAAUUGAGGAGACGCUGAAUCAGUACCAGGUCCCUAGAGAUAGAUGGUGGUCAUCUCUUUACAGAGUGGUCGAAGGUCUCGCCGUCAUGAGCAGGCUGGGGCGCAACAGGCUUCAACAACCAGAUUACGGAUUCGAAGAUCGAUCAGUCAAUUGGGACCAUGUAGAGAUGUAAUAUGUGAAAGAGAAGUAUCUUCUCAUAUCCAUCUGCAACAACAAUGACGACGACAGCAAUAGCAGGGAUGCCCAAGAAAAACUGAACCCAUUCGUGCUAAAAUAAUGCACGAUCCGGGCGGGCUUGUUCUUCACCCAAAAGUUCAACAUUGCAGUUGAAUGUUGCAUAACCAGAUGUGUUCAAAUAUCAUUGGCGGCGAGUAGUGAGUUCCCCACUUGAUCCAGUGGGGGCCAUUUUCCAUCACAGCAAUGUGAUUCAUCCACAGCGAACUUUCGCUACAGAUGUUUUUGCACCAGAUAAUUUAUAUAGAUUGUUAACGGUACAUGAAUAAUUCCUAGCA
Messenger RNA from Magnolia sinica, 5876 nucleotides. RefSeq names its product ABC transporter C family member 2-like. The transcript is spliced from 29 exons. Gene Ontology annotation, molecular function: ABC-type transporter activity; ATP binding; ATP hydrolysis activity. Bases 647 to 5536 code for a protein of 1629 amino acids. The record is from RefSeq and is a predicted model, not a curated record. Gene Ontology annotation, biological process: transmembrane transport. Gene Ontology annotation, cellular component: membrane. Lineage: Eukaryota; Viridiplantae; Streptophyta; Magnoliopsida; Magnoliales; Magnoliaceae.